Messenger RNA from Salvelinus namaycush (lake trout), 1675 nucleotides. RefSeq names its product leucine-rich repeat LGI family member 3-like. The record is from RefSeq and is a predicted model, not a curated record. Gene Ontology annotation, biological process: regulation of exocytosis. The coding region runs from base 1 to 1653 and encodes 550 amino acids. The transcript is spliced from 9 exons. Gene Ontology annotation, cellular component: synaptic vesicle. Gene Ontology annotation, molecular function: protein binding. Lineage: Eukaryota; Metazoa; Chordata; Actinopteri; Salmoniformes; Salmonidae.
AUGCUGGAUGCCGGAUCGAGAAGGGUCCCGGGAUGGCUGAGGCUGUUGGCCGGCCUAAGUCUGCUUCUCUGCCUGGUGGGGGAGACAGGGGCCAAGAGGGUCCCCAAAAUCCCCCGCUGUCCUGUCACCUGCUCCUGCACCAAAGACAGUGCCUUCUGUGUGGAUACCAAGGCUAUCCCCAAGAGCUUUCCCCCUGGGAUCAUCUCUCUGACAAUGGUGAAUGCAGCCUUCACUACAAUCCCAGAGGGAGCCUUCUCCCACCUGCACCUGCUGCAGUUCCUUCUUCUGAACUCCAAUACCUUCACUGUGGUGGCUGAUGAUGCCUUUGCAGGUCUGUCACACCUGCAAUACCUAUUUGUAGAGAACAAUGAUGUCCAAGCCCUGUCAAAGCAUACCUUCAGAGGGCUUAAAUCCUUGACUCACCUUUCUCUGUCAAAUAAUAACCUGCAGUUCCUUCCACGAGAACUCUUCAAAUAUCUUGAUAUUUUGACAGACUUAGACCUGCGGGGUAACUCGUUCCGCUGUGACUGUAAAAUCAAGUGGCUGGUGGACUGGAUGGAGAAGACCAACACCUCUGUCCCUGCCAUCUACUGUGCCAGCCCAUUUGAGUUCCAAGGCCGCAGAAUCCAUGAUCUCACCCCACGAGACUUCAACUGUAUCAGCGCAGACUUUGCAGUUUAUGAGACUUUUCCCUUCCAGUCUGUGUCAGUGGAGACCUAUGAAUUCAACAACAAUCAGUUUGUGGCCUUCGCCCAGCCUGAUACUGGGUUCUGUACACUGUUUGUAUGGGAUCAUGUGGAAAUGGUCUUCCGGAGGUACCAUAAUAUAACAGCUCGCUCCGCUGUCUACUGCAAGCCUGUGGUCAUAAACAACACUCUUUACAUGGUUGUGGCUCAACUUUUUGGAGGAUCCCACAUCUACAAGUGGGAAGAGGACCCACAGCGAUUUGUGAAGAUCCAGGACAUUGACACCACACGUGUGAGGAAACCCAACUUUGUUGAGACCUUCCAGCUGGAUGAUGAGUGGUACUUUGCCGUGGCAGACAGUUCCAAGGCAGGCUCUACGAGCAUAUACCGCUGGAACAGCAACGGUUUCUACUCCCACCAAUCCCUUCAUCCCUGGCAUCGUGACACCCAUGUGGAGUUCCUAGAUGUGGAAGGGAAGCAGCGUCUCAUUCUCUCCAGUGCCUCCCAGCCCCCAGUGGUUUACCAGUGGAACCGCAGCCUGCGCCAGUUUGCCUUUCAUUCCCAAAUCACUGAGACUUUCGACGUGCAGAUGGUCAAGCAUUUCUGGGUGCGCAACGUUCUCUACCUUUGCCUUACACGCUUCAUUGGUGACUCCAAGAUUCUCCGAUGGGAAGGGCAGCGCUAUGUUGAGAUUCAGACCCUGCCCUCACGUGGCUCCAUGGCUGUGUAUCCAUUCACUGUGGGUCCCCGUCAGUAUCUUCUCCUAGGGAGUGAUUUCUCCUUCUCUCGAGUUUACCUGUGGGAUGACCUCACCCAGCACUUCCAGCCCUUCCAGGAGCUCAACAUGAGAGCACCCCGGGCCUUCAGCUUGGUGUCAGUGGACAACAAAGACAUGCUGCUGGCAGCCAGCUUUAAAGGCAACACCCUAGCCUACCAGCACCUAAUAGUGGAUCUCAGUGCCAAAUAGACCAAUCCAGCCGAAUCUACAG